UUCCCUUCACCAACAUUUACUGAGCACGUACUAGGUACAGGCACCCACGGUGUCCCCCUCGGAGGCCCCAGAGAGGAGUGAAUAGUGAGGAUUUGCCUUGGAGGAACUUGCGCUGUGGUGAUGAUGAAGGACAUCCCACUGCAGAGGCAGCUUUGUUGCUGCCCUUCAAAGGACUUAUCACAACCAGGACUUUAAAUUACUUCCCCUGAGAUCAAGUAACACAAAAUGCUUUUGGAAGUGCUGAACCCAAGGCAUUACAAUGUCACCAGCAUGGUGUCCGAAGUUGUGCCUAUUGCCAGCAUUGCAAUCCUGCUGCUCACUGGAUUUCUUCUCUUGGUUUGGAAUUAUGAGGACACAUCCUCAAUACCAGGUCCCAGCUACUUUCUGGGAAUUGGGCCCCUCAUUUCCCACUGCAGGUUCCUCUGGAUGGGGAUCGGCAGUGCCUGCAAUUACUACAACAAGAUGUAUGGAGAAUUCAUGAGAGUCUGGGUAUGUGGAGAGGAAACCCUUAUUAUUAGCAAAUCCUCAAGUAUGUUCCAUGUAAUGAAGCACAGUCACUACAUAUCCCGAUUUGGCAGUAAACUUGGGUUGCAGUUCAUCGGCAUGCAUGAGAAAGGCAUCAUAUUUAACAAUAAUCCAGCACUCUGGAAAGCUGUUCGACCUUUCUUUACAAAAGCUUUGUCCGGCCCUGGCCUGGUGCGCAUGGUGACCAUCUGUGCUGAUUCCAUCACCAAGCAUCUGGACAGGUUGGAGGAGGUCUGCAAUGACUUGGGCUAUGUGGAUGUGUUGACCCUCAUGCGGCGCAUCAUGCUGGACACCUCUAACAUCCUCUUCCUGGGGAUCCCCUUGGAUGAAAGUGCCAUCGUGGUUAAAAUCCAGGGGUAUUUUGAUGCAUGGCAAGCUCUCCUUCUCAAACCAGACAUCUUCUUUAAGAUUUCUUGGCUGUGCAGAAAGUAUGAAAAGUCUGUCAAGGACUUGAAAGAUGCCAUGGAAAUUCUCAUAGAAGAAAAAAGACACAGGAUUUCAACAGCAGAGAAGCUGGAAGACUGCAUAGAUUUCGCCACUGAGUUGAUUUUUGCCGAGAAACGUGGUGAACUUACAAAAGAGAAUGUAAACCAGUGCAUAUUGGAAAUGCUGAUCGCAGCGCCAGACACCAUGUCUGUUUCUGUGUUCUUCAUGCUAUUUCUCAUUGCAAAGCAUCCCCAGGUUGAAGAGGCAAUGAUGAGGGAAAUCCAAACUGUUGUUGGUGAAAGAGACAUAAGGAUUGAUGAUAUGCAAAAGCUAAAAGUGGUGGAAAACUUUAUUAAUGAGAGCAUGCGGUACCAGCCCGUUGUGGACCUGGUCAUGCGCAAAGCCUUAGAGGAUGAUGUCAUCGAUGGCUACCCAGUGAAAAAGGGGACUAACAUUAUCCUGAAUCUUGGAAGAAUGCACAGACUUGAGUUUUUCCCAAAGCCUAAUGAAUUUACUCUUGAAAAUUUUGCCAAGAAUGUUCCUUACAGGUACUUUCAGCCAUUUGGCUUUGGGCCCCGGGCCUGUGCGGGAAAGUACAUCGCCAUGGUGAUGAUGAAGGUCAUCCUGGUCACCCUUCUGAGACGCUUCCACGUGCAGACUUUGCAAGGUCGGUGUGUUGAGAAGAUGCAGAAGAAAAAUGACUUAUCCUUGCAUCCAGACGAGACCAGCGACCGGCUGGAAAUGAUUUUCAUCCCGAGAAAUUCAGACAAGUGCCUCGAGUGCUAAAGAAGUUUGGUCAGUCCCUGCCCCAGAGCACUGCUCAACAGAAUUCCACAUGGGAACCACCCAUCUUUGCCAGGUGGUCCUCCUCACAUGAACAACCAUGGCCUGUGCCACUUUAUAGGCUUACCUCCUGUGGGUUGUCAGCUAGCCAGGAGACACGGUUCAUCUGACCAAAUCCAAACCAGACAGCAGACUGCAAGAGAAAAUAGAGGCCAAGAGUUUGUACCGGAAACGGCAGCCCUAAAGACCCAAUUCCACAACACAUGCUUUGCAUGAAAGUGAAAAGUCAAAGUGAAGUCGCUCAGUCAUGUCUGACUCUUAGCGACCUCAUGGACUGCAGCCUAUCAGGUUCCUCCGUCCAUGGGAUUUUCCAGGCAAGAGUACUGGAGUGGGGUGCCAUUGCCUUCUCCAUUGGAAAAGACAAGUCACCAGCAAAACUCACUCCAGCUCCUUACUGUCCUGCACUGAAUUGGGAGCUUUUUAACAUCUGGGGCAGAAGCACUCAAUUUGAUUACAAAGGCCAGGCCAACAUCUGCGUACCUCGGAUCAAACAUAUCUCCUAGUGUGAAUAAAACAGUUUUCAUUUGCUUUUUGGUGGGGUAGGGACUACAACAUCCAUACCCUUGGAGAAAUGCUUACAAAUUCAGCAUUUGAUUUUCCCUACAAUUAUAUUCAAUUAAGUCUUGUUUAUCUACAUGUGACUUGUCUGUGGAAAAAGUUAAAUUGAAGACUAUCCUUUCCCAAUUUCUCAAUUUAUUCCUCUCUUACCUCUGAUACAACAGGCGUAGAUUCAGGUAUAUGAAGACAAAGUAACUUAUUAAUAGCCUGAGUAAGAUAUAAUUAGUACCAUUCAUCUGCCACACUAAAAAAUUCACACAAUGCAUUUUAAAUUAAAUAAAAUUCCUCUUUUCAUGUCUGCAUAGUUGCUUAGCUCCAGGAGUGCAGUAACCAAGAGAUAAAUUUAGAUAAUGCCACCUGUUAACUCUUACUGAAGCUUUUGUGAUUUUUCAGUGAGGGUAAGACUCUGAGUGUAUAGCUAAAUCUACAACCCAGUAGGUUCAAACUUCUAAGGAAUGCUCCUUGUACCAUUAUCCUUCUCUCUCACCAUUUCUUCCCUCCUCUUUCUUUCCAUGACCCCAAGCCAAGAGCAACAAGCAUAUCAGGAGAGAACACAGCCAGGGUAGAACCCCUACAAUCACAUUUUAUCCUAGCUCCAAUUUAACAGUUACCUAUGAGAUUUAACAGUUAACCUGGUUUACUGAAUCACCACUAUAUGUAACCGUGGAAAAAUGCACAUCUUGGAAUUAGCGCCAAAUCAAACAGAUGAGUGAAUUUUCCAAGUAAUAAUAGUACUUUCCUUGUGUAUUAUUGAUAUGACCUUACAAGUGUAUCUGCUGAAUGCCACAUAAAAACUAAAAAGGUAAAUUCAUUUACAAACAUGUAAAUGUUUGCCAUUGAGUCAACCUGAAUAUUCUUCUCAUCCUGCUGUUUGGCAGUAGGGCAACAGCUGAGUAUAAAAUGAGAAUGUAAGCUCCUGAGAGUGGAAGCUCUUUUCUUUCUUUUGGAAUCCAUGCCUGUCCCUUCUUCUUACUCCCCAUAUUUGUUUUCAAGAUCAAUACUGAAUUGACACUCUGGCCCAGAGAUAUUCUAAUUGACCCAGAAAUCAAGUAAAGGAGAAGCAGUUAUCCUAAAAAUUAAAAGAUGGGCAUUAAUAAAGCAAAUAUUUGAAACUGAAA
Molecule: messenger RNA, 3470 nt
Organism: Capra hircus (goat)
Lineage: Eukaryota; Metazoa; Chordata; Mammalia; Artiodactyla; Bovidae
Gene: CYP19A1
Product: cytochrome P450, family 19, subfamily A, polypeptide 1
Exons: 10
Coding region: 226-1737 (503 amino acids)
Molecular function (GO): heme binding; oxidoreductase activity, acting on paired donors, with incorporation or reduction of molecular oxygen; monooxygenase activity
Source: RefSeq, a predicted model, not a curated record